Messenger RNA from Astrephomene gubernaculifera, 3215 nucleotides. The record is from the annotation of a GenBank genome assembly. Lineage: Eukaryota; Viridiplantae; Chlorophyta; Chlorophyceae; Chlamydomonadales; Astrephomenaceae.
CUAUAGCUGUCUAUAUGCCAAAGCAGCUGUGAUUAGUUCCAAUGCUUUUCAGCUUGCUCUGACUUGUGCAAGCAUUGCUUUCUUCAAGUGUUGUUUUCCAAGAUCUUGAAGAGAAUGACAACAGAGCGAUACGUCAUUGGAGUAGAUGGUGGCACUGAAAGCUUACGAGCGGCUGUCUUUGACGCUUCAGGCCGCAUUCUGGGCUCCUGCGCCUCGCCCUACCCCACCACCUACCCGCAACCCGGCUGGGCGGAGCAGGACCCGGAGGACUGGUGGGCGGCGCUGGGCUGUGCGGUGCGCGGCGCAGUGGCGGCUGCGGGGGUGGUUCCGGAGGCGGUGGCGGCGCUGUGCUGCGACACCACCUGCUGCACCGUGGUGGCGCUGGGGGCGGGUGAGGACUGAGCAGGCGGGCAGGGGCAGACGGCUGCCCGCUGCGCCCCGCGCUGCUGUGGAUGGACAUGCGCAGUGCGGAUCAGGCGGCCCGGGUGGCCGCUCUGCAGGACGCCGCGCUCAGGGUCAACAGCGGCGGCUCCCCCCCGCGUGUGUCCGCCGAGUGGAUGCUGCCCAAGGCGCUGUGGCUGGCGGAGCGGGAGCCCCACCUGUACGACACCGCCGCCACCAUCUGCGAGUACCAGGACUUCCUGAACCUGCGACUGACGGGGGUCCGCUGCGGCGCCGCCAACAACAUGGCGGUGCGCUGGCACUGCUCCACACAGCAGGGCCCCCCGCUCUCCCUGCUCUCCCAACUUGGCCUCUCCUCCCUCGCCGCCAAGUGGCCCACCUCCUCCUCCUCCUCCUCCUCCUCCGCCCCGCUGCUGCCCGGUCAGCUGGUGGGCGGCCUCACCCCCGCCGCCGCCGCCCACUUGGGCCUGCUGCCCGGCACCCCGGUGGCGCAGGGCGGGGCGGAUGCGUUCAUCGGCAUGCUGGGACUGGGGGUGGUGGCGCCGGGGCAGAUGGCGCUGCUGACGGGCUCCUCCCACCUGCAGCUGGGGGUGGUGGGCUCCGAGCUGCACGGCCCCGGCUUCUUCGGCACCUACCGGGACGCGGUGCUGCCGGGCUGCCAUGUGAUUGAGGGAGGGCAGACCUCCACGGGAAGCGUGCUGGCGUGGUUCAGGCGCACCUGCUGCGCCCCCGGCACCCCCUACUCCGAGCUGGAUGCGGAGGCGGCUGCGGUGCCCCCCGGCUGCGAGGGACUCACCGCUCUGGACCACUUCCAGGGCAACCGCACGCCGCACACCGACGCCCUCUCCCGCGGCGUCCUGGCGGGCCUCACACUCAAGCACGGCAGGGGCCACGUGUUCCGAGCGCUCAUGGAGUCCGUGGCAGCGGGCACCGCCGUCAUCCUGCGCACCAUGCGAGCGGCCGGCUACACCCCCGAGUGCAUCACGCUGGCGGGCGGGGCGGCCCGAAGCGAGCUGUGGCUGCAGAUUCACGCCGACAUGACAGGACUGCCGCUGAGGCUCACCAGGUGCGCCGACGCCCCCAUGCUGGGCUGCGCCAUCCUGGCGGCGGUGGCGGCGGGCAUGUACGACAGCGUGCCUUCCGCCGCCGCCGCAAUGGUGGCGGUGGAGCGGGAGGUGCGACCCGACCCCGCCGCAGUGGCCGCCUACCGAGCGCCCCUGGCCCGCUACGCAGCGCUGUACCCCGCCCUUGCGCCCAUCUUCCAUGGGAAGUACGACAAUGGGGGGCAGUACGACAAUGAGGGGCAGAACGACAGGGCUAGUGAUGGUGGCGAGGCGGGAGCGGGAGUAGCACGUGAGGGAGUUGCGAAUGGGUUACCACCAACACCAGCCGCAGCAGCAGUAACCGUAGCAGCAGUAGUACCUUCCUCAACGCUGGUUGGAGGCGCCGGCGUUGUUUCCAGAAACAGCGCUACAUGCACGAUAUCCAUCGACCCCCAUGACAGCACCCCCAACCCCAACCCCAGCCUCAGCAUCCCUGCCAGCCUCAGCACCCCCAGCCCCAGCAGCAGGGACAUCAUCAUAGCUCCCAGCAUCCUAGCAGCCGACUUUGCCAACCUAGGGGCCGCAGUGGCUGCCGCAGCCGCUGCGGGUGCCCCCUGGCUCCACCUCGACGUGUUUGACGGCUCCUGGGCCGCCUGCGACAACUUCAGCAUAGGGCCCCCGGUGGUGGCGGCGCUGAGGCGGGUGGCGGGCGGAGGCCUGUUCCUGGAUUGCCACCUGGGCCUGAUGGCUCCAGGUCGCUAUGUGGAGCGGCUGGCGGCUGCGGGGGCUGACGGCAUCACCUUCCACUGGGAGGUACUGCAAGGGGGCCAGGGAGGCCAGCAGGACGAGCAGCGGCAGGGGCAGCAGGAGGCGGAGUCGGAAGGCGGCAGGCAGGGAGGGACGGCAAGCUCCAUUGCUGCUGCUGCUACGACGGCGGUUGCGGUGCGGCAGCUGGCGGGCCGCAUUCGGAGUGCUGGCAUGCGGGCGGGGGUGGCGCUGGCGCCGGACACGGCGCUGCCGGAGGAGCUAGUGGAGCUGGCUGCGCAGGGGCAUGUGGACAUGGUGCUGGUCAUGACGGUGCCCCCCGGGUUCGGUGGCCAGACCUUCCGCCCCGCAGCGCUGGAGAAGGUGGCGCGGCUGAGGGCCGCAUGCCCGCAGCUGCUGGUACAGGUGGACGGAGGUAUUAACCCCGCCACAGCCCGCCAGGCGGCUGCUGCGGGGGCGGAUGUGAUGGUGGCGGGGAGCUUCCUGUACGGGCACCCGCAGGGUGUGGCUGAGGGCAUGGAGGAACUCCGAUCGGCACUGAAACAAGCGGCGGUUGAGACCAACGGCCCAAGCGAGUCCUAGCAGCGCCUGGGAGCUGUGCCGGAGACAGAUCAAGCUAGCCGCCAGGGCUUCGGACUGAUUGGAACGCGACGCAUUCCUGUGAAACGACAAUUAGUGGAGCCGGCCAGCGCCAAGAUUCGAUGCCUAAGAUGUGAUAUUAGGCUUUGCUGGUGCAGCAGCCAGAUAGAUACUCGGAAGGCCUCCUUCAAGUGCUCACCGCACCAAUCAAAAGUCAUUCCGUAGUAGUUGUGUAGUUGCGCAUCAGGUGGCGUAGUUUUGUGCUUCGACUGGCAUGCAACAUGACACCGCAGUUAGGGCCGCAACUGGUUCAAUUGUUUGGGUAGCGUUGCCUCCCACCUGCGCCUGGAAGGCUUUUGGUGCCUUCGGCUCGAGCGCCAACGGUGAUGCUGAUGAUGAUGAUGAUGUAAAUUACCCUGUCCGGCA